This is a messenger RNA of Mercenaria mercenaria, 9864 nucleotides long. Its product is annotated as NFX1-type zinc finger-containing protein 1-like. Gene Ontology annotation, molecular function: helicase activity. NCBI's taxonomy places the organism in Eukaryota, Metazoa, Mollusca, Bivalvia, Venerida, Veneridae. Gene Ontology annotation, biological process: regulatory ncRNA-mediated heterochromatin formation. Gene Ontology annotation, cellular component: nuclear RNA-directed RNA polymerase complex. The coding region runs from base 79 to 5973 and encodes 1964 amino acids. The record is from RefSeq and is a predicted model, not a curated record. The transcript has 2 exons.
ACUAUUUUUCAGACAUUCAAAUGCUAGGCGGACCAAUGCUGAUUACCCCAUAGCUAAUGUAUCACAUAUCUGUGUGUAAUGGAAUCCGAAAAAGACAGGUCAAACACCAGACCACCAGAGAAGUUUAAAGAUAAAAAAAGAGGAAGUCAAACUAGAGGAGACAGAAAUGAUUCAAAAGAAAGAAAACCUGACACAACGGAAACACCACGUCAUUUCAAAAGCGAAAGAACCACUCAGCCUGUCGGUUUUGCUCGAAAGCAGGGACAGAGGUCAAGUCAUGGUGCAAGACCUAAGUCAGUGACCUAUCAGAAUCGGCCUGCAGAUAACUCUAUAAGUUCACAAAACCAGAAGAAUGACAUUUUUCGGCGGCGGCCGAGAACAGCGUUUGGGGCGAAUGAAAACAAUUUUAAGACAAAUAGUGAUAUAAGAAAUGAAGACCAAGGCAAUAACUGGAGGAAUGGAAAAUUUCCUAGAAGACAAAAUACUUUUCAAAACAUCGCAGAUGAUAAUUUUGGACGAAGUCACAGGAGUCCUGUUUCAGACACACAUUUAAGCUUUGGUAAUCCAAUUUCAGAUGAAAUCAACGGAUGUAGACCUAAAGUAAGGCCAAAUACAGGAAUGCAAUCGCAGUAUUCAAGAGACAGAUACAGUGGUUGGAACAACGAGAAAGAAGUUCAAAAAGGUAGACAAAUGGUGAUAGGAUUUCCAUUCUUAAAGAACUUGAUUGGAAAGGAUCCUGGAUACAUUAUCUUAGAACUAACAAAGAACAAGUCUGCUUUGAAGGAUUGCUUGAAGCGAGCGUCAGAAAAUCAAGAGUUUCUAGAAGUGUUCCUUCAGGCCUUAUCAGAAGCUUAUUUAUCCAGAACUACCCCAGGGCUAAUGAUUGAACUCUUCGAUUCUUUGAAAGAAGGGAAUUUCUUCGACAGUGUAGUAUUUUUGCUUAUUGAUGUAAUGGGCAACGGGAAAGAAAUAGAUAGCCCAGUAAAACAAAUGCUGAAAAAUAUAUUGGUAAUCAUAAAUGGACAAAUCACACGGAAUCCUUCUUCAUUGUUUGUGGUUUCAAGAGCAUGUACAUUGUUAGGUCAAAUAAUUGAUGGUUUGUCGAAAGAAGAUAGAGUUGUUGAUGAAAUAGUGCCGAUGUACCAAGACUUGGUAGAGCACAAAAACAAGCUAGAAAAGGAACAAAAGACAUAUUCUGGCAGGAAAGAAAGACAAAAACCUCCGGAUGAUUUUAGACAAUAUUCCGUUUGCCCUAGUCCAAGCGAAAUAACAGGGACAGCUAGACCAUUUCUUAGAAGAAACAAAGUUGAAGGGGAAUAUGACGACUUAGAUCACUAUUUAGAUGUGCAGUUCCGCUUACUGAGGGAAGAUUUUGUAGGACCUUUGCGAGAGGGAAUUACGGAAUAUAUCAAGAUUAAAACCUCAAAGAAGCCAAACCAGGACGAGAAAUCAAUCCGAAAGCUUAACAUAAAGAUAUAUGAAAAUGUAUCUGUGCAUACACCAGUUGUGACAGAACAUGGUUUAUGUUACAAAAUGAAACUUGAAAUGAGCAAUUUUAUCAAGCGGGUCAACUGGUCGGUUAGUAAACGGUUAAUGUACGGAUCUUUAGUAUGCCUGACAGACAAUGAUUUUAACUCGUUUUACCUGGCAACAGUUGUUGGACGGGAUGAGGAGGACAUCAGGAAUGGAUUUUUCAUUGUUCAUUUUGAACAAGAGGAUGUGAAAACGUACGAAGUUCUUCAUAAGAUAUUCCGAAUGGCAGAAACUUCUGCCUACUUUGAAUCAUACAGACAUGUGCUGUCAAGCAUGCAAACUUUCAGACAAGGUGACCUUCCAUUUGAAAAAUAUAUUAUUUAUUGUGAUAGAAAUGUUGAGGCUCCAGCUUACCUUAAACCUGGCAGUACUUAUGACUUAAGGCCAUUAGUUGAUCAAGAUAUAGAGCUACAAAGUGAACGGCGUCUUCAGACAAUAGGCACGAGAAUUCCAGCAGUGGCAAAUAAUCGGUUUUCUUCAACGUCCACUGAAGCGAAAUGUGUAAAUAUCCUUAAUAAAAAAGGCUGGCCUUCAAAAGAGCUUCUCCAUCUAGAUGAGUCACAGUAUGACGCUGUUCAAACAGCUUUGACGAGUGAAUUUUCCAUCAUUCAAGGUCCACCGGGAACGGGAAAGACGUAUAUUGGCUUGCAAAUUGUCAAAGCACUUUUGCACAAUAAAUCAGUAUGGCUAGGUUCUGACCAUAGAAUUCGACCAAUGUUGGUAGUAUGUUAUACAAACCAUGCCCUCGAUCAAUUCCUUGAAGGAAUUGCAAAGUACUUUAAAGGCGAUAUUUUGCGAGUAGGUGGGAGGAGUGACAGCAUGGUUUUGAAAAAUUGCAACCUGAAACAUUAUCGCAAAUGUCUUGGAAAGCUACAGAUGUCAAGAAAACAGGCACGUGAAGAACUUGACCAACACUCGGACGAACUUAGAGAACUUGCGAAAACCAUAGAAAUUUACCAAACCGAAAUAGUUGGAGAAAGAUUUCUGAGAGAAGAGAUGGGACCUCGACUAUAUAAUAGCCUAGUUCAAGAUUUUAGAGGUAAUAUAGACAGAAGGAAGAGAUAUUCGUACAUCAUAAAAUGGUUAGGCAUUAAACGAAUCGAAGAAAUUUCAAGACAACAAGCAGAACAGGCAUAUGAAACAAAAACAGAAGAAUUUGUAAAUGUUGAAGAUAACACAAAACAAAGACAGAGACAUAUGGUGACUGAAACCGACGAAGAAGAUGCCACAAAUGCACCAGAAAAAGAGCAAGAGUUAUUGCAAAAAAUUCGUCGUAGAGCCGGAAUUGUAUUCUCUGUUGAACAUGGCAUUCAGAGUAAGAAGGAUAAAAAUAAAAAGAAAGAAAAUUUGAUUCAGCAGAUAUUUAACAGAAUUUUGAAAACUACGUUGGAACGCAAAAUUUCAGACAAUGACAUAAUGGGUCAAGAUGAAGCAGACUAUAUCCAAGAUGUUUGGCGGCUUGAUCACAAUACGAAAUGGAGAAUGUACCGUAUGUGGAUUCAAAACCUGUGCAUCAAAGAAUACAAUAAAAUUGAAGCGAGACGGACUCGCUUCGAACUGGCAUCUGAACGAUACCGCGAGGCAAUGAUGCAAGAAGACAAAGAAAUUAUGAAACAGGCCUCUGUCAUUGGCAUGACAACAUCAUGUGCUGCCAGAUACCAGGCAGUACUCCGUGAUAUUGGUCCACGCAUCAUAAUUGUUGAGGAAGCUGCUGAAGUAUUGGAGGCUCAUAUUGUCACCACACUGAGUAAAGGAUGCGAACAUCUUAUACUGAUUGGAGACCACAAACAACUUAGACCAAACCCAACCGUCUACAGAUUAGCUAUCAAAUACAGGCUCGACGUUUCGUUGUUUGAAAGAAUGAUUAAAAAUAAGAUGGAAUUUAACUGCUUGAAAUUACAGCACCGAAUGAGACCUGAAAUUUCUUGUUUGGUAAAGCAUAUUUAUCCAGACCUUUUAGAUGACGGAAGUGUGAAGUCGUAUCCAAAUGUAAAGGGUGUUUCAACUAAUAUCUUUCUCGUCAAUCAUGAAAGUGAAGAAAAAAUAGAUGAAGAUAUCAAAAGCUACUCGAAUCCACUUGAAGCACAGUAUGCUGCUCAGCUUUGCCAAUACCUCUUGCUACAAGGUUACCAAAGACACGAAAUUACAAUUCUGACAACAUACACCGGCCAGCUGAUGUGUAUUCGAAAAUUUAUGCCUAAAGCACAGUUUGAGGGCGUUAAAGUCACAGUCGUUGAUAAUUUUCAAGGUGAAGAGAACAAAAUUAUCAUACUCUCUCUCGUGCGGAGCAACAAAAUUGAGAAGAUUGGGUUUUUAAAGACAGAAAAUCGCAUCUGUGUUGCUCUUUCCCGCGCAAAAUAUGGGUUUUACGUCCUGGGAAACUUCAAUCAACUUGCUGCGUAUUCAACACUCUGGAAACGAAUAACGGAUGAAAUGAAAGAAAAUGGUUGCUUUGGGAAUGGUCUGAAACUUUGCUGCCAGAACCAUCCACAAGAUAAUGCUAUCGUUGCAGUCGAACCCGGCGAUUUCAAGAAAGCCCCAGAAGGAGGGUGCCAGAAGUAUUGCGAUAUCCGUCUAAAAUGCGGUCAUGUGUGUAAAAGGUACUGUCAUGUUCUCGACAGAGCACAUGAAACAAAUACGUGUGUCGAACCAUGCACAAAAAUAUUAUGUGACAAUGGGCACAAAUGUCCUCACAGAUGUUUUGUUAAAUGUGGACCGUGCCAAGUACCUAUGGACAAAACGAUACCAAUUUGUGAGCAUCAGCAAAUUGUUCCUUGUUCGGUCAAUCCUCUGAAAUUUUCAUGCCGAGCUCCAUGCGAACAUAUAUUAGACUGUGGUCACCAGUGUGACAAAGCAUGUGGGGAUGCACAUACGAGUCACUGUAAAGCUACAAUAGAUUUUACUUUUCCCUGUGGACACAACUCUGUCAUACUGUGUGGGGACACAGAAGUCGCAAAAUGUCAACACCCAUGUGAGGCAAUUCUUAAAUGUGAACACAUCUGCAGUGGAACUUGUAGUACAUGCUUUAGCGGAAAAGUCCACCUACCUUGUCGCCAUGAAUGUAAGCGAAUUCUUGUCUGCGGUCAUGCAUGCAAUGACUAUUGUAAUAGUUGUCCACCGUGUACAGAAUACUGUGAAAACAGAUGUGUCCAUAGCAAAUGUAACAAAUCCUGUGGAGAACCAUGUGUACCAUGCCAAGAACAAUGUUCAUGGAAAUGUUGGCAUUACAAAUGUAACAGGCUUUGCAGUCAGCCAUGUGACAGACCACGAUGCAACAAAGCUUGUAAAAAGCGUUUGAAAUGCAAACAUUCGUGCAUUGGAUUUUGCGGAGAACCAUGUCCAAACCUUUGUAGAAUUUGCAAUAAGGAAAAAGUUACUGAAAUUGUCUUUGGCUACGAAGAUAACUCAAACGCGAGAUUUGUUUUACUUGAGGAUUGUAUGCAUGUAAUUGAAUCAAGGGCGUUGGACAAGUACAUGCAAAUGAAAGACGAAUCGAACUCCAUUCAGCUUAAAGGUUGCCCACUCUGCAAGACUACAAUUCGCAAAUGCCUAAGGUAUGGGAAAAUAGUUAAUCAGGCUCUGGAAGAUGUUGAACGAGUAAAACAGCAAAUGAUCGGGAAUAACGGAAUAAUAGACAGAGUGUCCCGACGUAUCAAAGAAAACCCUAUUUUUAGUGGAACGUUUUACACCAACAGAAUCCGGAUAAUGCGGAUGGCCAGAUCCCGUAUUUCUACGUUGGAUCGGUAUAACAUUUGUGAGUAUCAAGAUUAUUUCGAAAGUAGUCUUACUGCGUUCAAAAAGGCCAGAUUGUUCACGGAAACACAACUGUUGUCUUUGGAAAAUAGACAUAGAAUUGCAAAAGCAGUUAUAGAGUUGAGAUGUAACAUUAAAGAAAACUACGCAAAAGUUAAUGGCAAAAUGUUCAAUGGUGAGAAAGAAAUGGUCAUCCUAACAUCCGAGUUUGUCGAACGUUUAACAAAAAAUUUGGGUGUUUUGUCUGAACAAGAAAUCGAAGACUUUACAAGGGAAAUCCAAAGAGGCAACGUUUACGUACAAUUUCUAAAGAUGAAAAGAGCCAUCAAAUCUGCUGGAAAAGACAAAGAAGCAACAGAUGACUUUCAGAAAGUUGAGAGUUUGAUACUGGAUGUCCAAAGAUUUACAGAAGAAAGGGAAACAGAAAUUGAUUCUGUCAUCAACCACCUGAAAGAUCUUUUGAAAAUAGAAGGUUUGGGAAUAACAGAAGAGGAGAGGCUGGAAAUUGUAAAGGCCGUUGGGCUGUCAAAGGGGCAUUGGUUCAAAUGCGCGAAAAGUAAGUACUCUGUAAAUGCAUUAAUCUUUCAUGUAUGUACGCGUAGUUGUUGGCUUGAUGCGCUUGUUAAACUACAUGAUAAAAUCAUAUGUUUUAAGUGUAUUAAUACGUUGAAGCAUUUAACAUCAUAACUUCUGCCUUUUCUACAAUUAAGCACUCACGCUUGUAAAUUGCGUCUCCUGUAUAUGUAACAAGUUGGUAGCCUAUAUCUUUAAACAAUUAAAUACGAUAUGUACGAGAAAAAUAAAGAAUAGCUAGCACGUAACCUUUUUAAAAAUUAGAAAUUACGUAUAACUAUACAUAAAUUAUUCUUUUUCAGAUCAUAUUUACGCUAUUGGCGAAUGUGGCGGAGCCAAUCAGAAGGGCAUGUGCCCGGAAUGCAAGUCUGAUAUUGGUGGAGUACAGCAUCGACUUGCGGACGGAAAUAAGCUCGCACCGGAAAUGGACGGAGCAUCUUUCGCUGCCUAUUCUGAAGAAGCGAACAAUAUGGGAAAUUUUGAUUUGCAUAAUUUUCACUGAGAGAAGUCAAAUACAAAUCUGAAUGGGUAUGUUUGCGUGGAUAUUGAUAAGAUCCUACACAUAAUGAGGCUCGUGUCCAGAAUCUUUUGAAGUUUUCGAAACUUAGGAAACGAUUUCUUUUGUUGCUAACUUUUAACAAAAUGCAACCAUUCAGUGAUUUAUAAUUACAAAAAUCUUUCAUGUACUUUGUUAAGUACUUUUUAUAUAGAAGUCGAUACUGGGUUAGUUAUUGCUUUUAAAAUUUUAUAAAAAAUAGACGGAACUUCUGUUUACUUCAAAAUAUUAUUAUGAUGAUAAUGAAAAAUCAGCUUCAAUUACAGAUAUUGUUGUAUGUUUUUGAGGUUUUGACAUUGCUGCGUUCACAAUAGUACGAGCUGUCGGAUCUAGCAUUUACGUGCUUCAAAACACGAUUUUCAAUGUAUUUGUUCUUGUGCUUAUUCAUAGCUUUUAUCAAUUCUUUUUUGUCAAGGAUAUGUCAGCAUGGACCUACUUAUAUCCUUAUUUACGCCAUUGAUAUGCCAUUAACUUCAGUUCUAAUACAGUGGUCACAUAUAUUUCAUUGCUUUUAAAAUCAGUAAUUUGUUAGAUUAGUAUAUAAUCUUUAAUAUUGAUGCAAACGUAUGUAAACAUAUUAGUGAUAUAUGUCGGUUUCAUUCGUUCCUUCUUAUGUUUUGUAAUAUUGUUUUUGCGAUUGCAGAGUACUAACACAGUCACUAUUUAUAUUUACGUUGAGAAGAUAUUUAGAAAAAUAAUUCAAAAGAUCACACUGUAUUUGAGUUGAGAAUUGUAGUCACCUGGAUAGAUACAAAAUUCUGAAAUGCCACUGUUGAUAAUCCAAAACCGUAUAUUAAAUUGCCCUGGUUAAAUGUACAAUGCAUUUCUCGCUCCAUGUCCGUCUUUUUAACAUACGUUGCUUGUUCAAAUGAAUAUGAUAUUGUGAAUUCAUGGUUAGAUUCUUUAUAUGCAGGGUGUUUCAUAAUAUCUGAUUGUUUAAUUGUUGUAAUGAAAUAAUGACCUUUUCGCUUUUUUGCAAAGUGUCAGUUUUCAUUUUGAAUAUACUGGGUAUUUUAUAGUUUCGGUUACAGUAUUUCCUAUGUCUAUAUUAUCUAUGAUUAUUUGCUUAUUUUUAACAUGUAAUCAGAAGGGGUAAUUGUACGCGUUUAAAUUUUCAGUUGAUAUUUAACAUUUAUGUAUUGAAGAUAUUCAGUAUUUAUCAAGUGUUUUCACAGGAUAUGCCAAGUUGAAUAAUGUAAACGUUUACAAAACUGAGCAGAGUUCCCUAGACGUUUUUGUUUAGUAUUAUGGACCGAACUUCGGCUUUGUUAUAUUAACGGCAUUUUAAGUAUGACUUUACACAAAGUUAAGGUUUACAAAUAUUUAGGCAUUGUGAUGAUUUUGUAAACAUAUGUGAAGAAACAUUAAUACUUGUUCAGUCUUUGCGUAAAGGCGUUAAUUACUGUUUCUAUUAUUAAUGCAUUUCAUAUCAUAGUUAUCUGUAUACAAUUUAUAUAUUCUAAACUAGGUUUUAUGUUUUCUGUAUACAUUUGAUAUUGAUAUGAAUGAGAAUUCAGUUGUAAAAAUGAAUUUUUUCUUCAGAAUGUUAUUUUUGAUGAUGUACUUGCUUUAAUUAGUUAUGAACUUUCUCCAUUCUAUUUUUAGUACUUAUUUCUCUUAAAAUAGAGUGAUGUCUGUUCCAUACAUAGAACCGUAUGAAUACUUGCAAUUACAUUUUGUUCUAGUAAGGUGUAUCUAUAUAAUUAUGUUAUAAAUGAAAGAAAUCUGGAUCCAGUUAUGUAUAGACUUUGGGAGAAAAUUGAUACUAGAAAUAUCUUUAAUUUUAUAUAUGAUCUUGUUAUAUUUAGAGCUAAAAUAUAUAAUAUAAGUUUUUCCUAUAAAAGAAUUAUUACUAGAAUAUUGUAUUCAAUAAGAAUGUAUUCAAUAAAACAUUUAUAACAAGAACAGGUGGGAAUUAUUUCGACAGUGUUCUUGGAUAUUACUAUUAGUACUAAUUUAAAGUGGUUGGUGUGGAUUAAAUUUUGAGGAUUUUUAUUAAACUACAAAAACAGGAUUAGUGAAGAUUUCAAUCAGAUGUUAUAUAUAUUUUAGGACUUUCUUUCAGGUAUUCAUUCGUUAUUAAUAUUACAUACUGUGAAUUUCGUUGAAUAAAUUUUGUUGUUUUAAAAUGUCUUCUGCAGUCAUUCGUUCAAUAUUGACAUUCAUUUAAGGUAUUUAUUGGUCUUGUUAUUAAAUUUAGAAAAUCAUUCUUAUCUAUGAGUGUCGCAUAAACAUAAAUAGACGUGUUUGACCGCCCGAAAUGCUAAUAUUUAAGAUGUUUUAUAUGGUGAAUGCCUAAUAAAAUUGGGAACGCACAUUUAAAAGCAAAGAUUUUAGAAAGAAGUUACAUCAAAAUUAUAAUUUAAGGAGAUGCUCUGGAAGAAAGUUAUAAGGCUAAGAUGCCUGUUAAUGUCACCGGAUUGUUAUGUAUUUUAUCUGAAAAUGUGUAAAACUAUAUUGAGGGAUGUGAUUGUUAUGUUGCAUAUGAACACAGUGUGCCCGGGUUUUACGAACCAGUUCAUGGUACUAAUGCUUCAACAUGUACAAUUUUGCUUUUAUGUAUUCAUGAAUAGAACAUUAGGUUGCCAUUUAAAAUACAUUAUCUGAUUUAGGAAAUAUCGCUUACUUUAACUAAUAUUUAGAUUUUGCGACCUCUGUGCACUAGGCUACCGGGUAUCCCAAAUCCCUAUUGCUGUUAUUCAUUUCUAUCUGUAAAUGUCAGUCGAUCUGCGGACACUAGUAAUUCGGAAUGCAAUACCAAUUUUACGAUCGUUCAGAUAACACAAUUAUAAGUUUAAAUCUGAAGAAUAAGACCAUAAUGAACACUGUGUAUUUUUAUUAUCACAAUAUCCAAGUGCUCAAGGUGAACUAUUGUCACCGGUAAUUAUCCGGCGUCCGUUGUCGUACGUUGUGCGUCGUUCUUCGUCCGCCAACAUUUGCCUUGUUAACACUCUAAAGGUCACGGCUGUGACCCUUGUGAUCUUUAUGAAUCUUGGUCAAAAUGUUUGUCUUGAUGAUCUCUAUGUCAACUUUGAAAUUGGGUCAUGUCGAGUCAAAAACUAUGUCACGUGCUCAAAUCACAUAAAAAAAGCUUGUUAACACUGUAGAUGGCACAUUUAUGAUCCUGUCGUCAUGAAACUUGGUCAGAAUCUCUACGUCAUGCUCGAAUCUGGGUCAUUUGGGGUGAAAACAAGGUCACCCAGUCAAAUCAAAGGAAAAGCCUGCUAACACUCUAGAGGCUGUAUGCCCAAUUACUUAGACGAGCGAUCCAGGGUCAUCAUGACUUUCUUGUUUAUAGAAUAGUUAAUCUAAAUAACUUGAUUUUAUCAUAAAUGUUUCAAAAUGUGUGUACUUACAUUAUGAUAGGUAUACAAUGUACAUCGUAUUCAUGUAUAAUUUAUUUUCGUGCAUCACCGGACAAUAAAGUAAGCUUUUCUUGAAGAGAGCAA